GCGCAGCACGUACAGUAAGAGGAGCAAGUCAAAUUCGGAAGAGUAAGUCUUCCAAGUGCAGCAAGUCCAGGUUGCGCAGCAAGUCCAGUUAAAGGAGCAAGUCCAAUUUGGAAAGAGUAAGUCUUCCAAGUGCAGCAAGUCCAGUAAAAGGAGCAAGUCCAAUUCGAAAGAGUAAGUCUUCCAAGUGCAGCAAGUCCAGGUUGCGCAGCAAGUCCAGUAAAAGGAGCAAGUCCAAUUUGGAAGAGUAAGUCUUCCAAAGUGCAGCAAGUCCAGGUUGCGCAGCAAGUCCAGUAACAGGAGCAAGUCCAAUUCGGAGGAGUAAGUCUUCCAAGUGCAGCAAGUCCAGGUUGCGCAGCAAGUUCAGUGAGAGGAGCAAUUUAAAUUAGAGGAGCAAGUCUAAAAAGCGAAGCAAGUCUAAGAAGCGAAGCAAGUCUAAGAAGCGAAGCAAAUCUAAGACGUGAAGCAAGUCCAGGAAGUGAAGCACGUCCUAGAAGUGAAGCAAGUCUAAGACGUGAAGCAAGUCUAGGGGUACAGCAAGUCAAGUAUAUCUAGGAAACCUUCAUCGUGUAUACUGCUUGGAAGAUACCUCAGAUAUUGUCACCAUUAUAGUUAACCCAAAACUUGACAAAUUGGGGGCUCGUCCGGGAUUAACUAUAAUAAUAUUGCAGCUAUCAUAACAAGCAUGAUGUAUUACGAUGAAUGGUUGAGACUUGGCGAGAGACUUGGAUUGUCCGGUGGAGACUUGAUCCUCUUCAUCAAAGAUAAGGAAGAGGAAUGUAUAGCAAGGGAAGAGAGAGCUCAACGACGUGAUGAAGAAAGGAGACAGAUGGAGAUGAACUUUGAGCUGCAAAUGAAAGAGAGAGACUUAGAGAUUGAGCGUUUGAGGGUCAACAGAGUAGACAGUACUGAUACUUGUAAGGCGUACAGACCUAAGAUUCCAAAGUUUGAUGAAGAGCACGAUAACAUUGACGCAUAUCUGGAAAGGUUUGAGAGAUAUGCUCAAAUUCAAAAUUGGGGAGAGGAGAGCUGGGCCAUAAGUCUUAGCUCACUUUUAACAGGAAUGGGACUGGAGGUCUACACAAGCAUGCCACAAGAAGAGGCCUGUAAUUACGAUUCUCUCAAGAAAGCGAUCCUAAGGAGGUAUCAGUUGACUGAAGAGGGAUUCAGAUCAAAAUUUCGACAAAGUAAACCAGACCAAGGAGAGUCGGUCUUCCAAUUUGUGUCAAGAAUAAAGAGGUACUUCAGUCGGUGGACUGAACUGGCUGGAAUAGAAAAGACGUAUGAAUCCUUAUGUGAUUUAAUGAUAAGAGAGCAGUUUAUUGAAGGUUGUUCGGCCGAAUUAGCGGUGUUUCUGAAAGAGAGAACACCAAAGUCGAUGGACGAGAUAACACGUCUUGCAGAGCAGUACAUCGAAGCACAUAAGGGGACACCUUCAAUAUUGUCGAAGAGUGUUGCGCCACAAAGGAAGCACAACUCCACCAGUCAUGAGCAGUCCAGUCGAAAGACAGAAGAGAAGAAUGGGUUGCGGAAAACCUGCUUUAUAUGUAAUAAAGCAGGUCAUUUAGCGCGUGACUGUAGACAAAACAGCAGGAGUAACACCCAAAGAGUUGCUUUAUCUGUAAUAAAGCAGGACACUUAG
Mercenaria mercenaria is the source of this 1639-nucleotide messenger RNA. RefSeq lists its product as uncharacterized. Lineage: Eukaryota; Metazoa; Mollusca; Bivalvia; Venerida; Veneridae. Gene Ontology annotation, molecular function: nucleic acid binding; zinc ion binding. The transcript has 2 exons. Bases 683 to 1639 code for a protein of 318 amino acids. The record is from RefSeq and is a predicted model, not a curated record.